UCCUCAUCCAUAACAAUAACCACCCAAUCCGACGCCAACUCCCUCUCCUCCUGCUCCACCAUCUCCGGAACCCUCAGUCUCUCCACCUCCGCUUCCGGAUCCAUCUCCCUCUCCAACAUCCAAACCAUCAACGGCGGACUCACCAUCCAAGACGUCUCAUCCCUGACAUCCUUUUCCGCAUCUGAUCUACAAACCGUGCACGGAAAGAUCUAUAUCGCUGAUAAUGAGAGACUGAGUAAUCUCUCCCUCUCCGAUCUGCAGACUGUCGGCGGGGAAAUUGAUAUCGAAGGGAAUGAUGAUCUAAGAGAUUUGGUGUUUGAGGAUUUGCAAAAGGUCGAGGGGGCGUUGAUUUUGAAGGGCGUGUUUGAUGAGAUCAAAUUCCCCUCCCUCAAACACGCCAAAGGCCAAACGGUCAUUGACUCCCACGCGGGCUCAUUCCGGUGCUCCAGCUUGAAUUCCUUGCGUGACGGUGACGAUGAUGACGACGAUGAUAACAACAACAACCAUAAGCGCAGCAACAACAACGGGGUCUUCCAAGGUUCAUACACCUGUACAGACGGAUCCAGCGGACUCAGCACGGGCGCCAAAGCCGGUAUCGCCAUUGCAGUGAUCGUGGUCGUCCUACUCAUCCUCUUCCUCGUGUGGAUGGUAUUUCGAAAGCAGAGAAUCAAGCGCAGGCGGAAUAAUACCCAGAAUGGAUAUACGGCUGUUGGGGUGGUGCGGGAUGAGGAGAAAGUCAUGGGAUAUGAGAAACCACUUCCACUUCCACUUCCGAUACCCAGUACUAUGGUCGGGAGGAACAGGGAUAGUGAUCCCAUCGGGGUCGGUAAUAUUCCCCGGAAGCCGUUGUCACCGCCGCCGCUGCCAGUGGAGGUAAUGGAUGAGGAUAGAAAUAGGGAGUCCAUGUUGUCGACUUCGCCGCCUGUUCCUGCUGCAUUGAUGCCCGGAGAUCGUUCGUCUGCAUCGCCCCCGCUUGAUUCCGAUGGGAGGUCGCUGUUCUUGCAUCCAAUUCCACGCCGACGACCAUCCGAGACAGAUGUCCCAUUAUUGGAUAGUGGAGAUGUUCACGAAGCGCCGGGGAGUCCGAUGCGGAGGGAAACGUUCGAGUUGGAUGCUGGACCCGUGCGAGGGACGCAUCAGCAGCCUAUUAAUCAUGAGUAG
Molecule: messenger RNA, 1161 nt
Organism: Aspergillus sclerotioniger CBS 115572
Lineage: Eukaryota; Fungi; Ascomycota; Eurotiomycetes; Eurotiales; Aspergillaceae
Product: putative GPI-anchored cell wall protein Pst1
Exons: 2
Cellular component (GO): cell wall; plasma membrane
Source: RefSeq, a predicted model, not a curated record